Messenger RNA from Tupaia belangeri chinensis (Chinese tree shrew), 1026 nucleotides. Its product is annotated as olfactory receptor 2D3-like. Gene Ontology annotation, molecular function: olfactory receptor activity; G protein-coupled receptor activity. Gene Ontology annotation, biological process: G protein-coupled receptor signaling pathway. The coding region runs from base 1 to 924 and encodes 307 amino acids. The transcript has a single exon. NCBI's taxonomy places the organism in Eukaryota, Metazoa, Chordata, Mammalia, Scandentia, Tupaiidae. The record is from RefSeq and is a predicted model, not a curated record. Gene Ontology annotation, cellular component: membrane.
AUGGGCAAAGGGAACCAAACUUACCUGACUGAAUUCAUCUUGCUAGGCCUUUCUUCAGAUUAUCACACCCAGAUCCUGAUGUUUGUCAUAUUCCUCAUCAUCUACCUGCUGACUGUGUUUGGGAAUCUGCUCAUUAUACUCCUAAUUCACACUGACUCUCGGCUUCAUACACCGAUGUACUUCUUCCUUAAAAAUCUGUCAUUUAUUGAUCUCUGUUUUUCUACAAUUAUCGUUCCCCAGAUGCUAUUUCAUUUGCUGGUCGCGAGAAAGACCAUUUCCUUCACUAGGUGCUCAAUUCAGAUGUUUUCUUUCCUAGUAGCGGGGUGUACAGAGAGUUCACUUCUGGCAGUGAUGUCCUAUGACCGCUACGUUGCUGUCUGCAAGCCCUUGCACUACUCUACUCUCAUGACCCAGAGGGUCUGUGUUCAGCUGGUCAUAUGGUCAUGGGCCAGUGGAAUAUUUGUGUCUUUAGUAGAUACCACCUUCACUUUAUGUCUCUCAUACCAGGGACAGAAUAAAAUUAAUCAUUACUUUUGUGAACCUCCUGCACUCUUAAAGUUGGCUUCAGAAGAAACAUACAAAGUUGAGAUGGCUAUCUUUACAAUGGGUGUGAUAAUCCUCCUAGGUCCUGUCUUUCUCAUUCUUUUCUCCUAUUCACAUAUCAUCUCCACUGUGAUUCAAAUACGAUCAGGGGAGGGGAGGCUUAAGGUCUUCUCUACCUGUAGUUCCCAUUUUAUUGUUGUUGUCUUCUUCUAUGGGUCGACCAUAUUUACCUACAUGCAGCCAAGUUCAAAGAAAAUGAACAAGGGGGAUAAGGUGAUCUCUGUGUUCUACUCUGUCUUAACCUCCAUGAUGAACCCUUUCAUUUAUAGCCUAAGGAACAAGGAUGUCAAAGAAGCAUUUAGAAAAGUAUUUAGAAUAUAGAGUCUUUCAGUCAGUGAUCUUUAUAUUGGUUUAUAAUCAAGUUAAUUGAAACAUUCCAAAGAGGUUCAAUAUCUGUAUCAUCUUUUUUAUUUUUAUUUUUUG